AUGGCUCCUAUUACCAAGACUAUCAUCUACCUGGCGGCCAGCCUUUUGACAGCCAAAUCAUGCUUGGCAGCCCCGGCUGAAGAGGCAUACGGGACGGCCAUCAUCACGACCGCUGCUCCUACGUUCACGCAGCCAGCGCAUUGCUCCACGACAUUCGACGACUUCGAGCACACGACGGCGUGGGUUAGCGGCCAUAGCUGCUACACCUACACCAAGACGACGGUACCAGUGCCCCGUUUUCUUGCCGUUCAGGAGAAUCGCGCUGACCUUGAGGACCUCAGCGUCUUGCCCCUCGGCGUGUGCACCGGGCGUGACCUUGACCUGUCCCGCAAUCGCGUUCUACACCACCAUCCAGGUGCCGUGCUCAACGGACUGCUGUCCGACGACGUCGACGUCAUACGUCGAUGCGCCGUGCCCCACGUGCGGAUGUACUACGUUGACCGUGACGACCACACAGACGACCGGAUUCUGCCCGACUUUUACGACACCCGUUCCGAUACCUGUGCAAACUUAAGACAGCACGGUGUCACAUGCCGGAAGGAUGUUCUACGAGAGCGCGAGCUUAAACGUGUUGCGAGGCAGAGAUUGGUAGUUAGCAUUAGCCAAAAUUGCCUGGUUCACCUGUUAGAUGGACAGUGA
Messenger RNA from Neoarthrinium moseri, 639 nucleotides. RefSeq lists its product as uncharacterized. The transcript is spliced from 3 exons. Bases 1 to 639 code for a protein of 212 amino acids. The record is from RefSeq and is a predicted model, not a curated record. Lineage: Eukaryota; Fungi; Ascomycota; Sordariomycetes; Amphisphaeriales; Apiosporaceae.